AUGGAGGGAGAACAGCAGCAGGAGGUAAAUUUUGGGAACAGCAACAUCCUGUGUGGAGAGCGGAAAACGCUUCACUGGGCAUUUUGGUUUAACAAAAUUUCUGAGAGGCUGCUGUGCUUGAGCUGCGGAAGCAGAAAACCAAAGCACCCUGAGAUCUUUUGAGAGAGAAGCAUGAGUUACUGUGGCAUGUAUUACAGUGGUGCCUCGCAAGACGAAAAGAAUCCGUUCCGCGAGUCUCUUUGUCUUGCGGUUUUUUCGUCUUGCGAAGCAAUCCCAUUUGCGGUUUAGCGGAUUAGCGCUAUUAGCGGCUUAGCGGGCUUAGCGGAUCAGCUGAUAAGCGGCUUAGUGGCUUAACGGAUCAGCUGUUAAGCGGCUUAGCGGAUCAGCUGAUAAGCGGCUUAGCGAUCAGCUGUUUAGCGGCUUAGCGGAUCAGCUGAUAAGCGGCUUAGCGGCUUGGGAAAAAGGGGGGGGGAAGGAAAAAAACCCCGCAGGAACUCGCAAGACAUUUUCGUCUUGCGAAGCAAGCCCAUAGGAAAUUCGUUUUGCGAAGCACCUCCAAAACGGAAAACCCUUUCGUCUAGCGGGUUUUCCGUCUUGCGAGGCAUUCGUCUUGCGGGGCACCACUGUACUUGUAGGCAGGAACUAACCCAAUAAGAAGUUUAACGUAUUGUGUUGCUCUGCAGCCUUCUGCCUUAUCCAGGGUAGAAAGGGCAAACCUAUGUCCCUGCAGAUGUUAAAUUCCAGCUCCCACCAGCCUCAGCCAGCAUGGCCAACGGUCAGGGAUGAUGGGAGCCAGUCCUUCUUUUGAAGAUAGAUAAGCGGCGCUGGUUCUCAUAUCACUAUAAAAUAACCCCUAGUGCAUAGCCGUCAAGCGUCCCUUAUUUGGCGGGACAGUCCCUUAUCCCAGCGCCAUGUCCUGCUGCUGUCCCUUAUUGAUGAUGUCCCUUAAAUAACCUACUGAAGGUAAUGGGGCCCUUUCUAUGGCCAGCUGUCCUUUGUCAACAACAAAUUGUUGCUGUUUUUUUGUGUUGAAUAUAUGCUAUAUGGUAAUUUAUGGACCUAAUAGGUAUCUAAAGCCAUUUGCAUGCAACAAAAUAUGUAUUUUAUCAAAGUAAUUGUUGAUCCCUUAUUUUGGCUGCUGAUCCCUUAUUUUCGAGGCUGCUGGUCCCUUAUUUUCAAAUCUGUAAGUUCACAGGCUCCCAUUUCUGCCUUAUGUAAUUUGUGAAUCUAUGGGUGUAUUGCAUUAUGGGGAAUUUUAUUUAUUUAUUUUUAUUUAAAAACCCAACAUGUCUCAUGACUACUUUGUAUCUGAAGGCAGCCCUGUUUAGGGAAGUUUCUAAUGUUUGCUGUUUUAUCAUGGUAUUAAUAUUCUGUUGGGAAACCCAGUCUGAUGGGGUAUAAAUAAUAAAAUUAUUAUUACUAUUAUUAUUAUUAUUAUUAUUAUUAUUAUUAUUAACACCACUAAUACACCCCAAUGAGCAAAUGUGUGCACUCACCCAUUGUCUUCUAUGGAGAAAGCAGUAUGGGUUUAUUUUAUGCCAGCAAGAUAGCAGAGAUAGUGUGCUUGUUUUGCUGAGUCCUCACACAAACCCUACAGAUGUAUUUUGAGCUGUUAGUGACUUGAAAUCACAGCCACAUCAUUCUAGCACAGAUCUCCACAAAGUGAAGUAAUUGUGCUACAAGAUGCAAAACAAACUUGCCUUGUAGCCCAGACUGUGUUUUAAGUUUAUCAGCUUCUAGCAUUUGUUAGAAUUGUCGAUUUAUCCGUGCACAGAACAUGCUUUAUUCAAGCUCUUCUUUCCACUCGCACCAUUCACCCCUUUUCUUAAUCCAACACAGAUGGCUGCAGAACCAGCGCCUUCACCUGAGGCACAAGGAGAUGGGCCGAAAGAAGCUGCGGGCAUUGCGUCAAAUAUUUGUAUGUAAUAGUUGUGGAUAGCAAAGCCAUUUUGCCUCCCACGUCUUGCCUUGGUUUAAAGCAGUUAAUGGCUAGAGUUUGGGAUGGGGGAGGGUUAAGUCUAGUCUACCUAUGCAGUGGCAGAGCUUGGUAGAAUGGACUGUACCACUUUAGAAUGGACUGCACCAUUCCAGUAUGUGGAGUGAUGAUAGUCGUGUUUUGAGCGCUUGUCUCUAGAGGACCAGGGGCAACCAGGAAAGUGGACAGCUGGGACCUUUUCCCUUGAUGUUUUUGUUUUUACUUGUCAGGGAGGCAUUCAGAAAUGAACCUUCAGUGGUACAGUCCAGGCUGCCAUCUUGUUGUAAUGCAUGCGAGGGCGAGAUCCUAAGGCACAUAGGAAAACUUAACUAGCAUGGGCACAAGGUCUAAGCCUGAAAUCCUAAACACACUUUCUAGGUAGUAAAAAAGGUAAAGGACCCCUGGGCGGUUAAGUCCAGUCAAAGGCGACUGUGGGGUUACAGCGUUCAUCUCGCUUUCAGGCCAAGGGAGCUGGCGUUUGUCCACAGACAGCUUUCCAGGUCAUGUGGCCAGCAUGACUUCUGACGCAAUGGGACACUGUGACGGAAACCAAAGCGUACGGAAACGCCAUUUACCUUUUUGCUGCAGUGGUACCUAUUUAUCUACUUGCACUGCCGUGCUUUCGGACUGCUAGGUUGGCAGGAGCUGGGACAGAGCAAUGGGAGCUCACCCCGUUGCAGGGAUUCAAACCGCCAACCUUCUGAUCAGCAAGCCCAAGAGGCUCAGUGGUUUGGACCACAGCACCAGCUGCAUAAGCCCCAUUGAGAACCCUGGAAAUUGCUUUGGAGAAAGCAUGCAUAGGAUUGUGCUUUAAGUUAAUGAGGAGGCGGGGGAAUGUGGGCACCACAUCUUCUCUGGGUACCGCUCUUUGGGGUAUUAUCGCCAGCAAUGUGUCUGGACCCUGUUUUAAUUAGAUGACUAGCUGAAAUAUUUUUGCCCUGCCUUUCGAUACAGAAUUUCAUGGUGUACUUAAAACAGUUGAGCAGAGUUCUGUAAAGCAAUAUUUUCAGCACCAAUGGAAUCAUCAAGCUGCUUAUGGAAAACCCAGUAUGCUGGGAAGAGAAUUACUCUCUUGAUGGGAUGUUGCUGAUUCUGGGCACUUAGGUACCAAGGAUGCUAACCGCCUGAUUUGAGGCCAGCCAGCGUUUCUGAGCUAAAUUUAUUUCACAGGGUUGUUGUGAGGACAAAAUAGGUCUUUGGAGGGAAGGCAGUUAUAAAAUAAUGUGAUAAAACAGCUACAGUUGAUCCAUAUCUUUAUUUCAGACAUUUGUGUUCUGCCUUUUAGGGCCGUACAGUCCUCUGAAGGCAGUUUACAUUCCCCUACCCCCCAAAAAAUAAAAGUAUAAUGCCAUAUUUAUAAUAGCAUUAAUGUUAUCCUGUGUAGAGAUCUUGUAAGAAAACAGACUGUUCCUAAAACAAAGGUUAAUGCUGUAUAACACAUGAAUUAUAAACUGUGUCGGCGCCAAAGCAGGAAGUAUUUUGUGAAAAAAUUGCCUCUGCAAAGUGCAGCUCCACCCCCUAUACCAUCCCCAGUUUGAUCAUGGAGAACAGGCUGAGAAUUAUCUUGACAAUGCCCUCCUAUUCAGAGUCAAGGAAGCAAGCCUCCCCGUCCCUCUGGUAUGGCUUGGCGACUUCAUGCAGCCAGAUCUGAUUAGCACUGUGACGGUAUUGCUUCUAUGAGAAGCUCCUGCUCUGUUUUUGUUUUUAAUUGGCACCAGCUCUGGAUUGGGGCCAGGCAGGGGGGAACAUUGCUGCAAACAUGAAGUGAGCAGGGCACAAAAAGGGCAAGGAAGGUGGUGGUUUGGGGAUAUUUUUCAAACACACACACACACUUAUCCUGAAACCCUCCCAUUUGUCACCAGAAUGAUUAUGGUCAAAACUUUGACCUGGCCCCAUUUAAACAUUGUACAGUCAUACCUUGGUUCUCGAACGCCUUGUGACUCGAACGUUUUGGCUCCAUUUAAACAUUAUACAGUCGUACCUUGGUUCUCAAAUGCCUUGUGACUCGAACAUUUUGGCUCCAUUUAAACAUCAUACAGUCGUACUUUGGUUCUCAAACACCUUGUGACUCAGACGUUUUGGCUCCAUUUAAACAUUAUACAGUCGUACCUUGGUUCUCGAACGCCUUGUGACUCGGACGUUUUGGCUCCCGAAUGCCGCAAACCUGGAAGUGAGCGUUCCGGUUUGCGAACGUUUUUUUGGAAGCCAAACGUCCGACUGCUGCUUCCACAGCUUCCAAUUGAGUACGGGAAGCUCCUGCAGCCCAUCAGAAGCCGCGCCUUGGUUUUCAAAUGUUUUUGGAAGUCAGACAGGGUUCUGGAACGGAUCUCGUUGGAGAACCCAAGGUACGACUGUGGUCGAUUGAUAUCCUUUUCAUAGGUAUUGCGGCAAAGUGGGAGAUGAAUACGCGAACUAAACAUGAAUUUGUUUAUUCAAAUUAUAUGCAGCUGAUGCAGAUGCUUUAAAAAUACUUUUGGAGAUGAAGAUGAAGAGAAGAAAGCAAAAGCCCAGCCUCCCAAGCACCGUGACCGAACUUUCCACUGAGGAGGGCUCCAAAGUAUAUGUUGUUGGCACUGCUCACUUCAGUGAUAGCAGCAAAAGAGAUGUAGUGAAGGUAAAUCUUUUUUUAAGAAAAUAAUUGGGGCCUUAAAAGCUUUCCCCCCACCCCUCUUGGGGCCGGAAGUUCACCUUUGAAACCUUGCCUAUUUUUGUAACGCGGAAAAGGAUUACAUUUUGGGUUGGGAAUGUAGCUGCAGUCAUGGAUAACUUUACAGUGGUACCUCGCAAGACGAAUGCCUCGCAAGACGAAAAACGCGCAAGACAAAAGAGUUUUCCAUUUUUUGAGUCGUUCCGCAAGACGAAUUUCCCUAUGGGCUUGCUUCGCAAGACGAAACGUCUUGCGAGUUUGUUUCCUUUUUCUUAAAGCCGCUAAGCCGUUAAUAGCCACUAAUAGCCGUGCUUCGCAAGACGAAAAAAGCGCAAGACGAAGAGACUCGCGGAACGGAUUAAUUUCGUCUUGCGAGGCACCACUGUAUAUAGAACCAAUCCGUGCUGAGGUUCUAUCAUGUAUACUGUAGUCUUCUCCCAUAUUACUCAUCCUGAUUAUAAACCUGUGAGGAGAUAAUCUUAUCAUCCAUGUUUCAAACAAAGCUGCAAAGACCAGGAGUUGGGUAGAAUUUAUGAAGAUGGAGAAAUUCUGGGGAAUGAGGAGGUCAGUUUCCUGUUUUCUCUGCAGAGAGCUGAUAUGGGUAAUUUGGCAGGAGGAGGGCACUGAAAAAUCUCUUGAAUUUGUUUGUUUUUACUGUUUGGCAAUAUUCUUUCUUUUUCCUGAAAUAUUUUAAAGUCCUUGAGCUGGUAACAGCAAAAUACAAAAAUGUGUAAUUAAUAAAUAAACACAUUCUUUCCUGAGAGUUUUUCUCUUUUUAGAUGAGAAACCUUAUAUUCUCCUCAUAAAUGAAAAACAAUUUUAUUUAAAAAAUAGUUUGUGGAUUGGGACUCUGCUACUAUAUGCUUGGGAGAUUGCUCCCAGGAAAACAUCAGUACUGCAAGCAUGCAACUGAAUCCGUAUUUUUCAGACAAUACAAGAAGUACAGCCUGACGUGGUCGUGGUUGAGCUGUGCCAAUACAGAGUUUCUAUGUUAAAAAUGGAUGAAAAGACAUUGCUAAAGGAAGCCAAAGAAAUCAAUCUGGAGAAACUUCAGCAAGCUAUAAAACAGGUAGGAGUUCUUCAGUGACAAAAUCAUCUGUCCGUUUGUAUGCAAAAUUAAAAUACUGCUUUCCUAACUUUAAUCUGGCGCAGUCAAGGCUUGUAUGAACAUGCAGUUAAUUGCACAGCCAAUCCCAUUCAGGGCUUUGUUCUAUAUAGGGAGUGUUAAAAAAGCAGGAGUAUGCAGGGACUAGGUUUUCAGUGGAGCAGAGCUCUACUGUACGUUUAUGUAAAACCAAAUAACAGGAUUAAAGUCCAGUAUGAUACCCAUGCAAAAAUUCCAUGCAGGUAAACAGCUAGAGGGGGAGGCUAAAGGAGGAUGGUGCAACAAAAUAUGGUCCUUUGCAACAGCAGAAAAUCUUCUCUUAAUCAAAAGUCAAAUAAUGAGACUCUCCCCCGUGGCAAGAAAUGGCUCGACUUUUAUUUGUUUUAUACAUUCUGAAAGCAAGACUCUAGUCCAGCACGGUACACUGGUAUCUGGAACUUCUUGCUGCCUCUUCAAUAAGCUUUUCCAAGAUGUAAAAAUACAUCCCUGAACUGCCACUAAUUUCCUGUAGAGGAUAUGCAAGUGAUAAUAUCACAAUUGCCAUUCUAGUUAGUCAGUUUAUAUAUUCUGUUGUUUUAUUUCAGGUAAUCUCUGUUUCUGUUAGAAAAUUUGUUUAUUUAUGUCUAAUUUUGCUGCAGGAUAACACUUUUCUUUUUAAAAUGUCAUAACAUUAAAAAAACACUUAUUAUUUAUUUCAUUUCUAUACUGCUUUAAAUUUUUAAGAAAAAUCUUACAGCAUAUUAAAACAUCAAUAAAGCAAUUCAGAAUCAAGCAUUUCUGAAGAAAGGCAAACAUAGAGUAUACAGUCAAAGCAACAUAAUUAACAGAAAACUAAAAUGCUAUUUUAAAGAUUUCAAAAUAAAACAUUACAAAGGAGGUCAACUUAGAAAUAAAAAACACACAUUUAGGUGACUAAUUUAGUGAAUGCUUUAGUUUGUAAAGGGUGCUGAGAGUUCUUGGGAGACACAGAGCUGCAAUUCACAGAGUGGUUAACAAUCAAUCCCUCUUCCCAAGGAACUCUGCGUACAACUGAGAGACAUUUAGAUGGCCAAAGCAAGCCAUCGCGUUCUGUUUUUAGCAAAGGGUUAUGGCUUAUGUACAGUAGUUUUCAGAAAUCAGAUGGAUUUGGACAGUCAGGAAAGCUGUAAAAUUACAACUGAUGUGUGUUGCACAUCUUCGACACGAUGAAGUUUCCUCAGUGCCCUUGGCAAGCAAGACUUCACCUUGCAAAUGUUUCUAACUGUCCCGGGAACGUCCAUUGCUUGAGAGCAGAUCUGUUGGCAUUUGGAAAGCUGUCCGCCUAACAGAAAACUACCGCCUAAGUUGGAGCGAGGAGAAUGGUUAGCCAUUGACUUGUGACUCGGCACGAAAGCAACAGUUUCUCCUUCCUGGAUCAUUUUUCACAGCAUUGCGACAUAAACUCUGCCACACAAAAGAAAGCAGGAACACAGGAGUUUCUAGUUUUUCUCUAGGGGUGAGCUAGAAUUGUUUUCCAGCAUAUUUCUCAGUGUGAACCUAAAAGAUACGGUACUUUGUCCAAUGCUUUUAUCCAAUACAGUCACCUGCUUAAUAUUCCAAAACACCCUUCACACUCCUUGUGUAAAGGUAGAUAAUAGAUAUCUGGCAAAAAGGUCAUCUGUAAAUAUCAAACUGAAACCAAAUGUAGAUUUUUGGCAACUAAGUAAGUAGGUUGGUACUUGUGAGGGAAGGCUGUUUGGUUGCAGGAGUAACAGGAGCUAAUUGGUGACAUGAGAUUUUCCUGCUUCUAUAUACUUCCUCGACUAGCUGAUUUUUAAAACCCUCAACUCUGAAACUAUUACGUACAUGCUUUAAGUAUUUUCUACACUUUCAGUGUAAAGCUUUGUUUGUACUGUGUGUGCGUGCUUCUAAAUUGUGCAAAUGUUGCAAUCCCCCCCCCUUUUUAUGCAAUAGGUAAAUAAGUCUAUGCCAAUCUGUUUUAAUUGCAAACCUAUGCAAGGAAUUACCCUUGCUAUUUGCAUACUCAAGUCACUUUCUUCUCUCGGGCAGAGGUGGGUGGGUAGAAAUAAUAAUUAUUACGCCACCAGACAGGUUAAUUUAGUGCUAUUUUCUACUCUGUUCCUCCACAAGGAAACAAAUUAGCAGAUGUCUAAAAGGCUUCUUAGCAACGAUGCUGUAUAUAUAUACAUGUUGAAAUAAGGGGGUUUGUGUUCAGCAAUAAAUCAGCUCCCAGAGGCGGACUUGGUGUUUUACUCCUUGGCCAGCUGUGUUUCAUCACAGCUCUUAAUGGCACCGUGCAUCUUGUCUUUUCUAGUAAUCUGUAAAAGGUUAACUCGUUCUUUUUUAAUGGUUCUUCUUAUGAUAGAAUGGAGUCAUGUCUGGGUUGAUGCAAAUGCUGCUACUGAAAGUCUCUGCACAUAUCACAGAACAGCUGGGAAUGGCUCCCGGAGGAGAGUUCAGGGAGGCUUUCAAAGAGGUGAGACUUUUCUUUCUUCCUUCUUUUAAGUGUGUGAUUUUGUGUGCGAUUUCGCCCCUGAGCUAAAAAACGCUGAGUGAAUUGUGGGAGGCUGGCAACGGCAGAAACCGGUGAGGGUUUCACUUGGGCCAAAUUCUUUGUGCUGUAUUCUGUCUCUUAAAAACAAAUCAAAAUCUGGAAAAUAAUAAUAAUUACCGGUUCAAAGAACAUCUGGUUUUUAAUAUCUGGGCCUCACAUCUACCGUUUUCAGUCUGAUUGUCUAACGCUGGCAAAACAUAAUGAAAGCUGUAAUAUGAAUGGUAUCCUUUGCGGCUGCCGAGGGAACUUUAAACAUAUCAGAAAACUGAGUGUGUGAUUCAUUUUGUCCCAUGUCUCGGCUGCUAGGCUAAUAGAUUUUCGGGUAGCAAUUAAGCCAGAUACAUCUCUCUUUAAGAACAAAAACAAAAAAAAGGUGGGAGUGGGAGAAAGUUUGUGUUUUCAUAAGGGGAAAACUGGGGGAGGAAUUCAACAUUGCACUAUUUUGAUUGUUUCAAUCCCCCCUCUCCUCUUCCUAUGAUGCUGUUCUGAACCUCCAAAUUUGGGGGGCGCCAUGGGGGGUGGGAAGGGAAGGAAGCCCCCUUAAACUAACAGCUGCCCUUCCUCUGGCUUCCAUCCUGGAGCCUUUAAAUAUUUUCAAGUUGGGUGAGCAUCUGUGAACAAUUCUGUUGUACGUAACAAAUUUUGUCUGAUUCCCCCUGUCAAUAAUCGCGCAAAUCAUCUCAUAAAUUUGAAUUUAUUUUUCUUGAGAGAGGUGUUAGAACUAUUACCAUAAUCCUUGGCCAAUAUUAAAGCGUUUUUUUCUCACUGCAUAUUAAAACAUUUUUCUCAAUGGGUAUUGCAGUUGAUAAUUUUGUUUGUUGGCUAAUCUUUAUGGAUAUAUGAUCUGUAUUGUUUAUUGGUACUGCUUCUGCGGGUUUGUCAUGGCCUUUAGCUAGAACAAUAAACUUAUAUCCGAUCAGCUUUGGUAAUUUGUAAUUAUUCAGUAUAGCUGUAAAUGCUGCCAUGAUAAGUUUCAACCCGUAACCACUUAUUUAUUAUUUCUACCACACUUUUUGAUGUAAAAUGCUGUUAAUGACAGUUAGCAAUGAAAUACAUAGCAAAAUGGGGACCAGUCAAUAAAGUAUAAGCAGUAAUUAGUGUAAAUGAUAAGUAACGAGCAAAGAAUCAUCAAAUUAGAGAAGAUGAAAAUUAGACAACAGCUGUCAACUAGUUAGACAAGUUGAGUGGUAUUCAACUAAGUUUUACCCAGGGUAGACCCAUUGAAAUCCAUUAGUUCGUUAAUUUCAGUUCAAACUUAGUAAGAUACCACUCACUACGAUUAAAAUGCAAAACAAGACAAAUCCACUCAGUAAUCUGAACAUCUCUUAAGAUACAACGGUUUUACCUGCCAACAUCAACAAAGUUUGGGUGCAGCCACAGAGAAGGCCCUGUCUUGAAUUCUUGCCCAAACGCUCAUCUUCCAUUGGCAGGACAAGAUCUCAACUGGGAUUGCAGAGGAAAGGUAGUCUCCUUGAGGUAGCCUGCCCCCAAGCCUUCUAGGCUAUAACCAGCACUUUGAAUUGUGCCCAGAAAUGGACAGUGAAACUGUUGCAUCUCAGAGAGGUCUGAAGACUUUGCUACUGCUACUCGUGUCCCUUUUUUCUUCUGCUUUCAACAAUUUCUCUAAGAGAAACCAAACCAUUUCUGAAAACCAGCUUAAUAGCCUGAUGUAAGCUAUGAAACCCUGAAAGAACCUUUGUGCAAGAAGCCUGCAUUGACCGAUAGCUAAACUGAAAAUGAUAUUAUUAUUAUUAUUAUUAUUAUUAUUAUUAUUAUUAUUUUAUUUACACACCAUGUGUAGUGCCUUAGCCUCCUGUUGUAUGUAAUGCUGACUAAUCGCUAAUGUGCAUAUUCAUCUUGCAGGCUAGUAAAGUACCUUUCUGCAAAUUUCAUCUUGGGGACAGGCCAAUCCCAGUGACCUUCAAGAGGGCCAUUGCUGCACUUUCUUUCUGGCAAAAGGUCAAGCUUGCUUGGGGCCUCUGCUUCCUUUCUGACCCAAUCAGGUAGGAAUGAGUGUGGCAACUCGUGGUUGGGUGCUCAGACUUGAGGCAGCCCUGGGGUAUAUCUUCUGAUGGCGCUGGCAAAUAUUUCUGGUGCCAGUAACAACAAAAGAAAGGGCAACCGUUGGAACAGGAGACUAGAGGCUCUCUGGGUAUUGUUGGGACUGCAGCUCCUGUCAACACCAAACUCCCUGUCCAACCCCUUUACACCCAACUGUAGGGACGCAGGUGACGCUGUGGUCUAAAUCACUGAGCCUCUUGGGCUUGCCAAUUGGAAGGUUGGCGGUUCGAAUCCCUGCGACAGGGUGAUCUCCCGUUGCUCUGUCCCAGCUCCUGCCAACCUAGCAGUUUGAAAGCAUGCCAGUGCAAGUAGAUAAAUAUUUACCGCUGUGUCGGGAAGGUAAACGGCAUUUCCGUACGCUCUGGCACUCAUCAUGGUGUUCCGUUGUGCCAGAAGCAGUUUAGUCAUGCUGGCCACAUGACCCGGAAAGCUGUCUUUGGACAAACGCUGGCUCCCUUGGCCUGAAAGCGAGAUGAGUGCCGUAACCCCAUAGUCGCCUUUGACUGGACUUAACCAUCUAGGGCUCCUUUACCUUUUUACCUUUUACUUUUAGACCCAACUGGUCACUGUGCCCUUCAGGUGAGGGUUGCCUGCACAUACCUUAUUUGGAGGUCUGUACUGUACAAUGUAGGAAUCUGGUUGGUUGAGACCUUUCCCAUCUGUAUUGGAUUUUUAAAUACAUUUAAUCACCUGUUUUGCCACCCUGGGUUCCUUUGGGAGCAAGGGUAGCAUGUAAGUUUAAUACAUAAACAUUCAUCCCGUUGAAAUGCAGGCAGCCAGCCCCCCCCCAUUUACAUGCAUUCAGUAUGUGCACAGCUGUGUAUACAAAUCGCGCCAGAUCCAGAAGUGACUCAGAAACAUCACUAAAGGAGAGAAAUGGGGGCAGUUAUCUGCAGGCUUUUUCCAUGGGAUUCAAUUACAGUGGUACCUCGGUUACAAACACCUCGGGUUACAAACGCUUCAGGUUACAGACUCCGCUAACCCGGAAGUAGUACCUCAGGUUAAGAACUUUACCUCAGGAUGAGAACAGAAAUCACUCGGCGGCAGAGGGAGGCCCCAUUAGCUAAAGUGGUACCUCAGGUUAAGAACGGUUUCAGGUUAAGAACGGACCUUCGGAACGAAUUAAGUUCAUAACCAGAGGUACCACUGUAUAUGCAAUUUCGCCGACGCGUGGAGUGCCUUGGAAUGUAACACACACCGCAUAAAUGGGGAUGCCUGUUUAAAAACGCCUCAUAAAAGGACAAGAUCCUACAAGCUGCUCUUUAUUUAAGUGCUCUUAAGAUAUGCCAAAUAGCCCUUAGGGUCAGUGAGUGUUCGGUGCCCUCUGUAAAACAUGCGUUUUACUCGCACAUCGAACAAUUGUGUGGUGGAUAGGGGUGCACUUUGAGGCCCGCCCCUGAUUCUUUCCUGUAAUCAUUGUUCUGUUGUCUGUAAGAAGUUCACGUGUAAAGGGGCAAUGUGAUCAGGAUGCCUGGUUGUGUGGAUGCCCCAGUUUCACAGAGCUCACACAUGUGACUGAGCUAUAGCUACGGGGUCGGGGGGUCUACUAGUCGGGAUUUUUGUCCCAGGUGAAAUUUCCAGAGGGGUGCCAUUGAGACUCCCAGCCUGUGUGUGUGUGUGUGUGUGUGUGUGUGUGUGUAUGUGUAUGCAAACACAUGUGGGGAGUGAAUUAAAGCCUAGUUUUGACCCAGGUGAAUUAAAGCCUAGUUUUGCCCCUGCAUAUGAGCAAGAGUUCAUAUGUUGAGUUGUCUUUACAGCUAGCUGUACACAAUGCACAGUCCUAAACGGCCUCAGUCCAAUAUACCUGAUGGAGCGUGUCCACCUCCAUCGUUCUUCCCGGACACUUAGGUCCAGCGCCGAGGGCCUUCUGGCAGUUCCCUCGCUGCGAGAAGUCAAGUUACAGGGAACCAGGCAGAGGGCCUUCUCGGUAGUGGCACCCGCCCUGUGGAACGCCCUCCCACCAGUUGUCAAAGAGAAAAAUAACUACCAAACUUUUAGAAGACAUCUAAAGGCAGCCCUGUUUAGGGAAGCUUUUAAUGUUUAAUAGGUUAUUGUAUUUUAGUGUUUUGUUGGAAGCCGCCCAGAGUGGCUGGGGGGACCCAGCCAGAUGGGUGGGGUAUAAAUAAUAAAAUAUUAUUAUUAUUAUUAUUAUUAUUAUUAUUAUUAUUAUUAUUGGAAGUGAAUGCAAUUGGUGGGGCUGAAAGCAUAGGCCCACUCCCCAGUCAUCAUGCCGUCGCCCUACGAGGGAGUAGCAUGUAACUAGGGCUUUGUUUACGCUGUGUUGGUAGUCAGUGAAUUAUUUUAUACAUUCAUACAUGGCUAGAGAGCUUUUUUCUAAUACACGUGCUUCUAUCUUGGCAGUUUUCAGGUUAUUUUUAUCCAUCACAGCAACAGCAGUGAGAUGUUCCUUUACCAUAAGCAGUUCUUUGCAUGUUUACAUUUCGGUGUGAUGUAGAUGCUUCAGUGCCUCGCAGCGCUAUUUUUCUGCUGCCGUGUAUGAGAAAUUGCAUUAUAUGCAGCAGUAGGUUUCUACCAUUUGCAACCGCCGUACGCCCAAGAGGAUCUCGUUGUCUGCAAUAGAAUGAGCAAUGUGUUUGGUAAGAAGGGCUGUUGGAGAAAUAUCAGGCACUACAGAGCUGUGAAAAAAAAGAAAAGACUGAGAAAAGGAGCUGUAGUCGCGUUGCAUAUUUAAACUGCGUGUAUUAGCAUCAUUUAUAUGCAAGAACUUUGCAAGGGUUCUGUAGCUCAGUAUAAGACAACUUCAUAUGUCUUGCAGAUACCAGAAUACAUCAGGUGCACAAAAUGGAAGAGAGAAUCCUGGGAUGGGUUUUCCUCCCACUAGGAAGGACUGUGCAAAUUAAGUGGCUUUUACCCCAGUGCUGGGGGGGGGGUGACCCCCCUGUUCCUUCUCGCCUAGCUUCCUCCCUGCACAAAUGGGGGCUGCCUUUGGUUUAUGCUAGGAAAGCCCUUCAGUUGUUAAGUUGUGGCCUGCAGGGAGAUUGACGGAGAGAAUGCACUAUUUCCACAAUACAGGCAGCAACCGUUUUAGCUGCGUCCAGUUGACACGCAAUCGCUGGUGCAUGGGUCCUUUUGCACCCAGAAGAGGGCGUAAUAGGGCUGUGCAUGUUUAUACACACCCCGCCAACAUGGGGGGGGGGGAUGGAGCCCCCACAAGAAAUUGCCUCCGCUUGUAAUAUAGUUGCGCUGCUUUUCCUCCCCUACAUUUGAACGCAAUAGCGUACCUGUUUCAGGCUGUGGCUGGAGCAAACAAGGUAGCUUUGUGUCCUUCAGAAACGUUGCAUUUAGAGAAAAUAAACACAUCCAAAAAGAGACUGCAGUCCGAAAGAUAUUCCAUAAGGGCUUACCGGGAGCCUAAUAAGAACAGAAGGAGUUGGAAUACUCCCCAAGUGGGAGAUACCAUAGCUGCUUCUGGAACUGCGUAGCUGUAAAUUACUAACACAAAUCGUAUUGUUUUACAUCUACUAGGCAGGGAAGGCCAGGGUUGGUCAACUUGUGGCCCAUUAUUGUACGUUUUGACCUUCGUAUACAGUUUACAAGUGGUGCUUCACUUUAAGAUACUUUGCAUGGACAGAUAGUAGUCAGAAAUACAGAUGGAGUUUGUGUCUUAACAGUUGGCCAGUUGAGAGCAAUGGGUAGUGGGUGGGAAUAAACAAUACUGCAGUUCUUUUAUCUCUCAGUGGAAAGUAAACCUCACUGAACUCAUUGGGACUUACGUCCGAGUAGAAAUGCAUAGGGUUGCAUUGCAAAAUAUGUCGUUUAGGUAAGCUAACCCAAAACUUGCAGUAAACUGUUAAUGCUGAAUACAAGGAGAGACUGCUUACAUAAUAAAUAAUCCUGACCACCACUAGGUUCGCCUGAUUCUGCUCUGAACCUCAGAGCACAUAUUUAAGAAUAUUUAAGAAUAUUUAAAAUAGGGGGCAUGGUUGCCUUUCUAUCCGCUAUGUGGGUAGCCCGAGUAAUAAUGUUACAGCUGCGUACCUUUGGAUCUUAUCCAAAAAUAUAAAAUAUUCAAAAUAGCAAGAUCCUGCAGAAAAUAUUUCCCCUGUCUUGAACACAGAAAAUGCAUCAUGGUGAGAAUUUUGCUCGAAGAAGUGCACAACAGAAGUUCUGUCUCUGGGUGUUUUAUACACUUAGGGUCAAUUCACACAUUCAUGUUCAUCGCCUAAGGGUGCAAGUGUCUGUCUCAUUUCUGGCUGCAGAUUUAAUUAUUAUUUAUUGUACUGGUUACCCCACCCACUCCACCAGAAUUUUCCAGGAUUGGGUUACUCCUAGGAAAAGUGAAUACAACAAAACAGAUAAAAAAACCCACACGCCACAAUACUAUACAAUAUGGAUCAAAUAAACCAGAUGGGGGUUUUUUGGUGGGGGGUGACUAACAGUAAUCAAACUGGGAAUAUGCUUAGAAGCUGUCCCCUAGUACUAAGUUGGACUAAGCUGAUGCUGGAACAAUUAUUAUCAAGUGAAGUCUAAUUGACAAGCUAAAAGGUGCAUUUUGUGCUCCUGCUGUUGUGUUUCGGCAGCAUCAAGGCAGAAGCGCAACACAGUUAUAACAUCAGAGCAAGGCUGAAGCUCUCUCUCUCUCUCCCCCCAAGGAAUUAACAUGUUAUAAUUAGAAUGAGGUUUAUAUGCUUUUACACAUCCAUACCUCCCACUCACUACUUGAGUGUGAAAGGGGUAACAACCAGUUUGAUUUUCCUUUCCACUGCACUUGCAGCGCAGAUGCCUGACAAUUUGUUUUUGUUUGUUUUUUUAAGAAAUGAAAAUUGAUUCCUUGGGAGGAAAGAGUUCUGUGCCAAAUUCUAAACUGAAUUUUUUAUGCAGUGCUUUUUAAUUGUGUGUGUGUUGCUGCUGCUGCUGCUGCUGUAUCUCCUUGUGAGCUGUCUUUCAGCAAGGCUUGCAAUAAACCCAGGAAAUCCAACUUGCUGAAAGCUAUACCAGACUGUACCCUUACCUUCUACAUUAGUAGCUAGCCUGUUGAGACAGGCAGUAAUAACAGGUUACACUUUCGGCUUCUUCUGUAAGAAAUAGUAAGUUGAAAGAGUGAAGAAAUCCCUCCAUCCAGAUUUUUAAAAAAACAAUUUUUGGCAUUCUUGAGGCUCGAAGGGCAUCGGUUUGGUUUAUUAUUCUUUCUCCUUUUGCUUUCGUUCAUCACUGAGAGCAUAAUGUAGACAUUGAAACUGUUUGUUUCAGUAAAGAUGAUGUGGAGAAGUGUAAACAAAAGGAUCUGCUGGAGCAAAUGAUGGCCGAGAUGAUUGGCGAGUUUCCUGAUCUUCAUCGGACAAUCGUCUCAGAAAGAGAUAUUUACUUGACUUACAUGUUGAAGCAAGCUGCAAAGCGAACAGAACUACCUCGUGCAUCCGAAGGUAAGUUAACAUUUAUGACUAAGAAUUGCACUCCUCCAGCGGUGUGGUUCUUCAACUAUGCUGCCUCUCAGGAAAUCUAGACACAUAUUUGUAGAUUAAUGUGCAACAUAGGGAUUAGUUCUGUUAGCCAACUAGCCAAGAGAGUGUUGCCACUGCCUGCUUGCUAAGUUUUUUCCUCACUGAGGUAGCAAAUGCUCUACAGUGGUACCUCGGGUUACAUACGCUUCAGGUUACAGACUCCGCUAACCCAGAAAUAGUACCUCAGGUUAAGAACUUUGCUUCAGGAUGAGAACAGAAAUCAUGGGGUGGCGGCGGGAGGCCCCAUUAGCUAAAGUGGUGCUUCAGGUUAAGAACAAUUUCAGGUUAAGAACGGACCUCCGGAACGAAUUAUGUACGUAACCAGAGGUACCACUGUAAUUGGCUGUGAAGAUUUGAGGGAAUUUUCCUCUGUAUGCUUCAUUUCCCUGCUAUGUUCAAGGCUUGAACUAAGACAAAAGCUCCCUGUUCCUUUCCCCUCAAAUUAUGCACUGUUUUGUUCAGUUUCCUCAGCCAAGACUUUUCUCUCUGAACUCUGUCUUCAUAAUUUAAGUGACUUUGCCAACAUAGCAAGACAUGUGAAUUGGCCCAAUAUUGCAGCCCAUCUGCAAAAUUGGAAUUAAAAGUAUUCUGAUUUGCAGGAUUAUUGAAAUGAGAGAGGUGACACUAUCCAUUUAGGAAUUCUAUGUACCUUUUAUAAAGGGGUCAUACGUUUUUAGAUAAUGUUCCUGUUAGAAGAACUGGCCAAAUUAGUAUUCAGCUUUUUUCAGAUCCAAGCCCAAACAUGGCAUAUGGGGACCCACUUCUGAAUUUUGUACCACGUGUUUGUAUUAUGAUAGGGCUACUGUGGGACCUGUCAGUCAGAAGUGGGUUCCGACUUAACAGCUAAUUGAUGCAUUAAACCAGGCAUAGCCAAACUUGGCCCUCCAGAUGUUUUGGGACUACAACUCCCAUCAUCCCUAGCUAACAGGACCAGUGGUCAGGGAUGAUGGGAAUUGUAGUCCCAAAACACCUGGGGGGCCAAGUUUGGCCAUGCUUGCAUUAAAUUAAUAAUCAAACCACCAUUGGCAAUCACUUGUUGAUUAGAUAGUUGUUUUUACCUUGCAAGCGAGGGAGAUGAAGAAAUAACCCCUAGUUAUGAGAACAACAGAUUUUUAUUUUCAAAUGAUUCCAUUGAACUCUCAGGGAACCUCGCAACUUAUCCUAAAGCAAUAUUAUAAUGUGGAAGAGCAGAGUGUGUUCUAUGCAUACAGAGCCUCUUGAGGUUAAUUCUCAGCACCUCCAGUUAGGGCUGGGAAUUAUCCUUUUCAGGGAAGUCUCUGUUGGUGUAGGCCAGGAUGGGAAUUCUAUGGCCUGCCAGAUAUUGUUGGACCACAACUCCCAUUCCCUAUAGCAAUUGGGAGUGCCAGCUGGGACUGAUAGAAGCUGAAAUCCAAUAACAUCUGGAGGGCAAUAUGUUCCCCAUCCCUGGUGUAGACAAAAAUGCUGUAUGGACCAAUGGUCUGACUCUGUAUAAGGCAGCUUCCUGUUUUGUUUUGUUUUUUAAAAAAACUAACUUAGGCAUUCAAUAAACUGGGGUUUUCUCUCUCUUAAUUCCUGAAGUAACUUCUUGAAUAGCAAGUCACCUGGCAGGUUUCAUUUUUAACCAUUCUGGAAUUGUAGGAAUAUGUUGAGUUAUUUUAUUUUAUUCAGUGUGUAGCAAUAAUACAUUCAAGCACUCUCUCAAUUUGCUUAUCCUCUGUAAAUGCUUAGGUUAUGUUUUUACACAGGCUUUAACAGCCUGCUGUGGUUUGGUUUGUAGUUCACUGUACCUUGGAUCCCAAACGCCUUGCGAGUCAAAGGUUUUGGCUCCUCAAUGCCGCAAACCAAGAAGUGAGUGUUCCAGUUUGCGAACGUUCUUUGGAACCCAAACGUCUGACGCGGCUUCCAAUUGGCUGCAGGAGCUUCCUGCAGCCAUACCUUGGUUUCCGAACAUUUUGGAAGUCGAACGGACUUCCGGAAUGGAUUCCGUUUGACUUCCGAGGUACCACUGUAUCCCUUUGUUUCUGUUUGAGAGCUGUGGCUGAAGAGAAUCCGAAAAAUAGUGGUAGUAAAUAUAAUAAACACAUUGAACAUGAACUUUUUGUUUAUGUUUCUUCUGCUGUCUCAGCUGAACCCAGAAGAUGCGUCCCGUCCAUUGUAGUUGGGGUGGUUGGAAUGGGUCACGUGCCUGGGAUUGAAAAGAACUGGAAUACAGACUUGAACAUCCAGGAAAUAAUGAGGUAAUUCUCUCUCUGGUAGGUUUGGACAUUUUUCUUAUAUGUUAUGAUUUCUGCAGUUAGCCUGGGGGCAGGAGGUAAAUAAAAGACAGUGAAUAGGUAUAGUGGCAGACUGCUAAUGACACUAAAGGUGGAACAGGAUGAACUCCCAGAGAUUUGGGUAAUGCUAAAAUGUCCUUGGUUAGGCAGGAAGUAUCUUCUGAGAAAUGAGUAUUUGGGAGAAAGCUUGUUGUGCAGUUUUCCCUACAGAACAAAUGACUGAAAACAAAGAUUAAGUAGCUAUGCAUUUUGGGUUUCUGUUUUAUCUAGGACCGAGGCCUGAGAUAUAGAUUGUUUCCUGUGAUCUAAAGGUUGAAAUUUGAUGCUCUGUAUAAAUAAAAUGGGGAAAGAGAGCACCCAAUUUUUUUUAAGGGUCUCUGGGGUGAAUAUUUCAAUGAAAAUAAUUAAAAGUGCAUCAUAAAAAUUAAUGUUCCUGUUACAGAACUAUAAACCUGGAAACUACCACAAGUAGAUAUAAUGGUGGCAUUCAGACAUUAUGCUGAGUCACCAUUGAGAGUAAUGGGAAGAAGCCAAACAAACCGCAAGCUGUAACCAAGAUUACAUCUUGACUUGUCACUUGUGGUUCAUUUGGGGGAGACGAACAACAAGACUCAGUUCAUAUGUAACCAUAAGCCAAACCACGUCUUAGCCACCAGUAGCACAGCAGGAGCAAAGCAGAGAAGUUUUUACUCUAUGCACCAGCCUGCUUGCCCAUUCAUACUUAACCAUCGUUUGGCUUGGAGUUGCAUGUGAACGAGGCCAUUUUGGCGUCGAAUAAAGGCUUCCAUUUCCGUUUUUCCUUAAACGCAGUUUGUCAUAUUAUUGGAACCACUAAAUUGUAGCUUAACAUUAGCCAUGCUUUGUUUGAAACAAAUCAACUUCAAGUCAUUAAUUAUGUUGUAAGAACAUAAUAAAGGUAAAGGGCAACGGAAACGCCUUCCCGCUGGAGCGGUACCUAUUUAUCUACUUGCACUUUGACAUGCUUUCAAACUGCUAGGUUGGCAGGAGCAGGGACCAAGCAACGGGAGCUCACCCCGUUGUGGGGAUUCGAACCGUCAACCUUCUGAUUGGCAAGUCCUAGGCUCUAUGGUUUAACCCACAGCGCCACCCGUGUCCCAUAAGAACAUAAUAAGAUCAGCCAAAACACUUCCCUCGCCCAGCAUCCUGUAUUUCACUGUGGCCAACCAGGUGCCUCUAGGAAGCUCACAAUCUGAAUGUAAGUGCAAUAUCAUACUCUUGCUCCUAUUAAUAAGUUGGGAAUUAAGAGUUUGAAUGGAAAGCUAAACUGUGGUUAAUGGAAAGCAGAACUGAAAGCUUUCAAACCUCCCACCUGCGUCAGCUGCCACACGUAAGAAUGAUGGGGUGGAAUGCAAAGCCUGAAGUUAUCUGCAGCUCAUUCUCAUCAUGCUAAAUACAGUUUUGACAUGGCAUGUGAAUGUAGCCAAUAAAUGCCCAUUUAGAUGAAGGUAGCUGUGCAAGAAAAAUCCAUCUGUGAUUUCCUCUCCAAGAUGCAUGAAUCAAUUAAUUUUACGGAAUCGUUUUUAUAUAUUGCAAGACUCAUUGUAAAAUGAAAAGAAUUUCAAAAAUCAAAUCCAUAAUAGUAUAAAUAAUUCGUAAGAUGUAUGUAACAAAUACUGCUGAUGUGGAGUGCUAGCUCAUGGCCUGAUCCAUGAAAGAUUAUUUUCAUUUAAAGCAAUUGAUAAUGUUUGAACUGUAUCGUGUAUGCUGUUACCCAAAAGAUAAGUGGUCAGAAUAGGGCAAAAUGGCCCUGUUCUGGUGGUGGUGGUGGUGGGGUGUGUGUGUGUGUGUGUGUGUGUGUGUGUGUGUAAGCUCAUUAGCUAUUACAUUGGCAAAAUUAAACAAUACACACAUAUUGCUGCAUGAUGCAUACUAGAUUCCCACCCAAGUAAUAAAGGUAACGGCAGACAUUUUAGUGUUAUAGGCAAGUAGUGUUAAGUAUUAAGUAUUUGAACAUAGGUGGAUGGUAAGUCUCUCCUCCCCCCUUCUCCUUUUUCCAGUGUGCCGCCUCCAUCAACCUCAAGUAAAAUCCUCAAGUUUGCUCUAAAGGCCACAGUAUUUGGACUAGUGGGCUACGGCUGCUAUAGGAUGGGACAAAGGACAGUUCGGUUUAUUCUCUCCAUGCCCGUUGCACAGAACUAUCUUCAGAAACUGGCAGAUGUCAAGCCUCAGCACUGA
This is a messenger RNA of Podarcis lilfordi (Lilford's wall lizard), 20234 nucleotides long. NCBI's taxonomy places the organism in Eukaryota, Metazoa, Chordata, Lepidosauria, Squamata, Lacertidae. The record is from the annotation of a GenBank genome assembly.